Molecule: messenger RNA, 459 nt
Organism: Caenorhabditis remanei
Lineage: Eukaryota; Metazoa; Nematoda; Chromadorea; Rhabditida; Rhabditidae
Exons: 2
Coding region: 1-459 (152 amino acids)
Source: RefSeq, a predicted model, not a curated record
AUGAUAAAUAUAAUCACCUACAUCUGGCAAAUGAUGUUUGAUCUCAUGUUCUUCAAUCCAAUCUCCCACUUCAUCACAUUCAUACUUAUCCCCACACUAGUAAUAUCAUUUCAAGCAAUCUGUCAACAGAAUUCCCAGUAUCGUUUACAAUUGGAAUCUCCUCCAAAUACACUUGCAAAAACAUUAAUCAUCGCACUAUUUUUAUAUAUUUUAAAUGAUAUGUUUCGAGUUGAAAUGGAAUGUUCGACGAGUGAAUACGCGGACAAAUGUUAUUUUGUGAACAAGUAUAUAAACUAUUUGGUAAUUGGAUUGAAGUUUGUCAACUUCUGGGUCACCGAAGACUUUUUCGAGUAUUUUAAUGCGAAAAGUUUGGAUAUUGUGUCGAAUGGAAAGGUUAUCGGAAAAAUGAUUAAAGCAGAUGGAAAAUGGAAGAGAGAAGCAGCACCUAGAAAAGAGUGA